Messenger RNA from Hansenula ciferrii, 1335 nucleotides. RefSeq names its product histone deacetylase HOS2 (gene HOS2). The transcript has a single exon. Gene Ontology annotation, molecular function: histone deacetylase activity. The record is from RefSeq and is a predicted model, not a curated record. Bases 1 to 1335 code for a protein of 444 amino acids. NCBI's taxonomy places the organism in Eukaryota, Fungi, Ascomycota, Saccharomycetes, Phaffomycetales, Wickerhamomycetaceae.
AUGAGUGAGGAGACAUUGUUUCAAGAUAGGAAAACCCAAGAAAAAACGCCCGUUUAUCAGGCAAAUAGCAUAUAUUCACCAAAUGUAUCAUAUCAUUAUAAUCCAAAAGUUUCUGAAUAUCAUUAUGGUGUAAAACAUCCAAUGAAACCAUUUAGAUUAAUGCUUACGGAUCAUUUAGUUAUUGGUUAUAAAUUAUAUGAAAAAAUGGAUUUAUAUAUACCCAAAGCUGCUAGUAAAGAUGAAUUAUUAGAAUUUCAUUCAGAAGAUUAUAUUGAUUUUUUACAAAAAGUUACACCUGAUAAUGUAUCAAAAUAUUCAAAUUUAUUAAAAGAAUUCAAUAUUGGUGAUGAUUGUCCUGUAUUUGAUGGGUUUUAUGAUUAUAGUUCCAUUUAUACAGGUGCUUCAUUAGACGCUACCCAAAAAUUAAUUAGUGGAGCAUCAGAUAUUGCAAUUAAUUGGUCUGGUGGAUUACAUCAUGCUAAAAAAUCAGAACCAAGUGGAUUUUGUUAUGUUAAUGAUAUUGUUUUAUCUAUAUUGGAUUUAUUAAGAUAUCAUCCAAGAGUAUUAUAUAUAGAUAUUGAUUUACAUCAUGGUGAUGGUGUUCAAGAAGCUUUUUAUACAACAGAUCGUGUUAUGACUGUUAGUUUCCAUAAAUAUAAUGGAUUAUUUUUCCCUGGAACUGGUAAUGUUGAUGAAACUGGUGUUGGUAGAGGGAAACAUUAUGCUAUAAAUGUACCAUUAAAUGAUGGGAUUGAUGAUGAAUCUUAUAUACGGCUUUUCAAAUCAGUUAUGGACCCACUGAUAACAAAUUUCAAGCCAACAGUUAUUGUACAACAAUGUGGUGCUGAUUCUCUUGGUGGUGAUAGAUUAGGAUGUUUUAACUUGAAUAUAAAAGCACAUGGUGAAUGUGUUAAAUUUAUCAAGAGUUUUGGAUUACCAUUAUUAGUAUUAGGUGGAGGUGGUUAUACUCCAAGAAAUGUAUCAAGAUUAUGGUGUUAUGAAACAAGUAUCUUAACAGAUGUUACAUUAGAUUCUAAAUUACCAGAUGUUUUACCAUUUAGAAAUUUUUUCAAUCCAGAUUGUUCAUUACAUCCAAAUUUAGGUGAUAAAUUAGAUAAUAAAAAUUCAAGAAAAUAUUUAGAAAAUGUUCGUAUUAAAAUUUUGGAAGAAUUAAGAUAUUUAAAUGGUGCACCAAGUGUUCAAAUGAAUGAAAUCCCACCGGAUUUUAAUAAAUUAUCAGCUGAAGAAGAAGCUGAAAUUAAUGAAUUAAAUAAUGAAGAAAGAAUGAUUAUAGAUGCUAAAGAUAAUGCAAGAAUUGGUGAAUUAGAGGCUUGA